AUGAGCAGGCAAAGAUGCAGUACGGCCUGCAACAACAGCGCCAACGUGCCAUGCAAAAUUGAUGGUUUCGUUGGGUGUUGGGUGGUUGUGGGGAUUAAGUGGCUGCUUUAUGGGCGACCAAGGAGCAGGACAUUCAGGGAGCUAAAAACAUAG
Drosophila simulans is the source of this 153-nucleotide messenger RNA. RefSeq lists its product as uncharacterized. Bases 1 to 153 code for a protein of 50 amino acids. The record is from RefSeq and is a predicted model, not a curated record. NCBI's taxonomy places the organism in Eukaryota, Metazoa, Arthropoda, Insecta, Diptera, Drosophilidae. The transcript has 2 exons.